Messenger RNA from Gorilla gorilla gorilla (western lowland gorilla), 730 nucleotides. RefSeq lists its product as uncharacterized. The record is from RefSeq and is a predicted model, not a curated record. NCBI's taxonomy places the organism in Eukaryota, Metazoa, Chordata, Mammalia, Primates, Hominidae. The transcript has 4 exons. Bases 1 to 621 code for a protein of 206 amino acids.
AUGCUCCAGGGCCGAACCGAAGAUUCAUUCUGGACAGCCCUUCCCCAGUACCACUCCCACCCCGACGUUGGUCCCAAUCGGAACCUAUCCUACACAAGGCUGAAAAAAAGAGGGGAGAGACCGGAAGUGACGCACGAGCGCGAGCGGAAAAACAGGGGCCCAGCGCCUGUUGCCGUGGAAACCGAGCCCUCGGCUUGCGUCCCGGAUGCGUCACAGCUCCGGCUGACCACGCCCCGCGCGCGGCCCCGAGGCCCUGAGGCCCAGGGCGGGGACCAAAAGCCGCGCGCUUGUGACGAUGUCGCUGCGGGGCACGCUAAGGGGCGGAGAGGAAAUUUAGGGCCUGCCUUUUGUACAUUCGGUUAUUUAGCCCAGAAAUAUGUAUUCAACCCCAGGCGCGUGCCUGGCAUUGUGGAAGGCGACACCUACCAGGAUGAGACAACUCUACUCAGACCCAAGCACACCAAGCCAGGAAUGCACAAAGGACGGCUGAUGUUUGAGAUAAGAACUGUCUCAAGGACUUUCUAUAAUAACCACACAAGAAAUUCCUCAUGUAAAGAGGAUUCGGAUCAAACUGAACAUCAGUGCGAACAGGACAAAUAUAAGUGGCUGGAAAUAUCCUGACAGGAUGGAACUAGGAGAGCCCAGCAACACGCCUGUGGUGUUCCCGCCAAGGACGCAUGCCCUGCGUCUAAUCUUGAUGAAACCACAGACAAACCAAAAUGGGGACAUU